This is a messenger RNA of Paramacrobiotus metropolitanus, 1198 nucleotides long. Its product is annotated as receptor-type guanylate cyclase gcy-2-like. Bases 107 to 1198 code for a protein of 363 amino acids. The transcript is spliced from 5 exons. The record is from RefSeq and is a predicted model, not a curated record. NCBI's taxonomy places the organism in Eukaryota, Metazoa, Tardigrada, Eutardigrada, Parachela, Macrobiotidae. Gene Ontology annotation, biological process: protein phosphorylation; cGMP biosynthetic process; intracellular signal transduction. Gene Ontology annotation, molecular function: guanylate cyclase activity; peptide receptor activity; protein kinase activity.
GUGGUCAAUAAACAGCGCAUUUACCAAUAGUCUCUUGGCGGUGCGUACUGACACAGCGCUAUCAAGUUUUUGCUUAAUUGAUUACCUGCAAAAGCGGUUUGUAUAGAUGCAUCGAUUGGCCAAUGAAAAUAUCGGUCGAUUCUAUGGCAUAAUCCUGGAUGAUAUAAGCGCGUCGUCUUACCUGAUGUGCGAAUUCACACAGCGUGGAAGUUUAUAUGAUGUCGUGACGCAGAAAAAUAUCCUCAGUGAUAUGCCCAUUCGUAUAUCGUUUCUGCACGACUUAAUCAAAGGAUUGAAUUACAUCCACAAUUCCCCACUACAUUGCCACGGCAGCCUUUCAGCACAAGUUUGUUUCAUCAACAGUCGAUUUACCCUGAAAGUCUCCCAUGCCGGCUACCAAAAGAUAUUCAGUCUGAUGUCCAAUGAUACAAAUGUAUCAGCGGGAUCACGAGCCGUUGACAUUGUCAGCUUUGGGAAGAUUUGCAAUGACGUUUUAAGUGAUGCAGACUCGGCAGCGAUGGCCAAACAAUCGAAGCUGAGUGCGCUUAUUGAUGACUGCCUGAGUCUGUAUCCGGCACAACGACCCAACUGUCAGAAAAUCCUGCGCAUCUUCCGCACUCUCCCAUCCGUCCCUCGCAAUGUGGUUUCGCAUACGUUGUCACUGCUGGAUCGGCAGACUGUUGAGUUAGAGGAGUCAGUGCGCAUUAAGACGGCUGAUUUGCUGGAAGAGAUGCGGAAAACGGAUAUUUUACUAUCGGAAAUACUUCCCAAAACGAUUAUACAACGUCUGCGCAAUAAGGAGCAGAUUGCUGCCGAGGCGUUCGAUAGUGUAUCCAUCCUGUUUAGUGAUAUACCGGAAUUUGCCGAGCUGCUGCGCCGGUGUACACCGAUCGAACUAAUUAAUCUUUUGAACGAUGCACACUCCAAGUUCGAUGGGGUUCUUAUGGAGUUCGAUGCCUACAAAGUUGAGACCGUUGGCGAUUGCUAUAUGAUUUCCAGCGGUGUUCCUAUACGAAAUGACAAGCAUGCCGCCGAAUUGUGUUUUCUUGCCCAUACAUUGCUCAAAACGUCCCACUCUUUCCAUGUUGCAUCGGCUCAAGAUGUUACACUAACCGCACGAAUUGGUAUCAAUUCAGGUAAUUUAACACUUCAGAAACUACAUGCCGUAAAAUCCGAUAUUGACGCCCUGGGCGUUUAA